Messenger RNA from Mercenaria mercenaria, 5223 nucleotides. RefSeq names its product targeting protein for Xklp2 homolog. The record is from RefSeq and is a predicted model, not a curated record. Gene Ontology annotation, biological process: regulation of mitotic spindle organization; activation of protein kinase activity. The transcript has 19 exons. NCBI's taxonomy places the organism in Eukaryota, Metazoa, Mollusca, Bivalvia, Venerida, Veneridae. Gene Ontology annotation, cellular component: spindle; microtubule. Bases 70 to 2745 code for a protein of 891 amino acids.
AGUGCGGGUAGAACAAAUUUUUGGAAGUGCGCUAUAAUAAAUAAAACUUUAAUUUUGGUAAAAGCAAAUAUGGAGAACGAUAACGGGUGGGAUUUCAAUGCUCCACAAUAUGUAGACUUUUCGGGAGCACAAGUUUUAGAUGAUGAUGACAAUGCUGACGAAUAUUUCGACUAUGACCACGAAAAUGGCGUCCCUAUUAAUAUAGAAAAUGACACAAAUAAUGGAACAAUUGAUGGUGCCCUGUUCAGUGAUGUUUUCUCUACACCACAGAGUGAGAUGAGACAGACACGAGCAUCAGCUAAUGCAAAAAACCAAGCAGUGUCAGGGACCCCAAAAGCUGGUACACCCAAGAGAGUUGUGUGUUCAAAGUCAUCAGGAUCAGGAACACCAAGUGUUGGCACACCACAGAGGGUGGCACGUUCCAAGUCAACUACAGGUACACCCCAAAGAGUUCCAAUGUCAAAAACACCAUCCGGUAUAGCUAACAAUGUGGAAGAUAGUGCGUCACCUGAACUACGAAGGAGACCAGAACAGACUGUUCGAGUUACUAAAGAUGAAGAAAAAAUGCAAACACCAAGCCCAAGAGUGACUCGCUCAGGAAAAAUGAUCACACCUAAUACUGUUGAAAAACACUAUGAAGCAAUACAGAAGAAAAAACAGCCACCAAAUAACAUAUGUACAAACUUGGAGGAAUGGAAAAAGAAAACCACUGGUGCUAAAACUACACAAAAUCACAAAGAGGCGUCUGUCAAAGAAGAACAGGCAGUUAAACCAGUAGUGAAACGACAGCACAGAUCACUUGAAAGGUCAGAUUCGUUACCAAGGAGACAGAAGCCAGUUGUUCCAGAGCGAGGUCGAACACCAAACAAACAUGCCAGUGGUCUUACACGAAGCAGCUCUUUCUCAACAAUAAAUAAACAGUCCAGUAAUGAUAGUGCAAGGCGCAAGAAUCAUACACGCGGCCUGUCUGGAGAACGUCCAUCCCAGAGAACCAGAUCUGGAUCCAACAGCUCUGAAACUGACAGAGGCAUAACUAUACCAACCACUCCAACAUUGUUAAAACGUAAACCCAUCAAGAUGCAAGCACAGGGAGCUGUGAAGAAUUCAGAACAACUUGAGAUUGAGAAAAUCUCCUACUUCAGACAGGAACUAGCAAAGAAACGUAAACUUGCACAAGAGUCUUGUAAAGUUGCUUUAAGUGCAAAAGCACCAGCUUGUGUAGUGCAAACAAAGGAGUUAACCAAGCCUGAAGGAUUUAAGUUUGAAACUGACUCUAGAAUAAAAACUCACAAUAUGGAGACAAGACACGAUAGUGAUGUCAAGGAUUUUGCUACUUCCCUGAGAUCUGACAAAGGAAAACAGCCAAAUAUCUCGUCAAAGCAUACUAUAACGAAGCCUGAACCUUUCAAACUGUCUGCACAACGGAAGAGGAAAUUACCUGACCUUGAUGAAAAACAAGCUGAGAAAUACGAGUCCAUGGCAGAGAGACUCGCUCAGUUUACAAAAACACCAGACAGGUUCAGGUCCAAAUCAAAAGCUGGUCCCUCAGAACAGAAACGUGGCAGGUCAAAAUCUCCACAUGGCAUAACAGUGCCAAAGACUCCACAGUUUGAAACCCGGACUAGAAGCAGACCUGUUACCGCCCCAACCAGAGAAGAUAUGGAAAAGAUAGAAGUGGAAGAAAUGCAGAAGAACCAGUUCAAAGCACAACCAGUUAACCCAAAGAUUUUCAAGAACCCCAACACAGGAGUGCGGAAAGUACCCACAAAGGCACCCACAGUACCAGAGGAGUUCCAUCUGUCCUCAAAGAAUCGACAUCACGAGAAAGAAAAGUCUGAGGAACAGUAUCAUUUCCAUGCUCAACCUCUCAACAAGAAGAUAUUGGAAGGCACUGUAGGUGUGAAGGAAGCAAAGAAGUUGGCCCCUACUGUACCAGAGUCCCCUGCAUUUGCUCUGAAACACAGAGCAAGAAUUCCUGUUGUGGAACAACCAAAGGAUGAUAAGCCCAAUCUGCGUUCCCGACCAGCUCCACAUUUCGGAAUACCUUUCCAGCCUCAUUUCGAGCAUAAAGCUACAGAACCUGAGCCUUUCGGUUUUGAUGAAAGGGAGAAAAAGAGAGCUGAAGAGAAAAAGAAAAAGAUAGAUCAAGUCCUGGAUGAAGAAAAAAAGCAUAGGGAGUUUCAUGCUAAUCCUAUGCCAGAUUUAAAACCCCAUCUUCCACCAAAGAGGAAUCGUCCCCUUACAGUAAAGCAGCCUUUUAACCUCGACACUGAUAACCGUGGAGCCAAGAAAGCAGAGGAAUGGAGUAAAAAGAUGCACAAUGAAUUGGAGCAUCAGAAAGAGAUGGCACGAUUUAAGGCCAAGAAUCCUACAGUGCUGGAACAUGAACCAUUCAUACCUCAUAAGGAAAACAAGUAUACAACAGCAGAUAUCAGUGAGUUUGAAUUCAACACAGCCAAACGCAUGGUGAAGAGGGAAGCCUUCGAAAUGCACAAAAAAGCAAAACAGGAUGAGUUAGAUAACAUACGAAUUCAAGAACAGAGAAUGAAAGAAGCCGAAGAACGUGCAGAAUUUGAGAGAAUGCGACGAGAGGCAGUACACAAGGCAAACCCUGUCAAACAGUACAGGCGUAUGGCAAUAAAACCCAGUGAAAAGCCUUUAACAGCACCUAUGUCCCCACACUUUCAGACAGACACUAGAUUGAGAACUAAAGCCAUGCAUGGAGAAAGUUUUAUGUCACAGUAGUAAAAUGUGAUCAAAAUUUUAUUUAGUAUUUAUUGUUUUAGUUAAAAAAGAAAGAAAAAAGAGAAUGUUUGUUAAUAAAGAAAAAUAUCUUGAAUAUUUGAAGAAGGGUGUAGUGGUAAUUGAUUUUCAUGAUUUGCUUUAUCAAGUAUUCUUCGAAUUUCAGCUGGUCUCGGCCCUCGUCGAUCAAGUAGUGGAUAAAUACAUACAAAUUGUUAACUACACAUUAUUAUGUUUCCCACACCACUGUGUGGUGGGAACCAUAUUGAUUUACUCCUGUCUAUCUGUCCGUCCGUCACAAAUCUUGUCCUCACUCUUAAGUCGAAAAUUUGUCAUCUGAUUUUCACCAAACUUGAAUAAAAUGUGUUUGCCAAUAAGUCCUUAGCCAAGUUCAGUAAAUAGCCAAAUCGACCCAGGCACUUAGGAAUUAUGGCCCUUGAAACUGUUUUUGAUAAUCAAAGCACUGAAAGUCUGAUUGGUUUCUUUUUUGAUAAUCAAAGCACUGAAAGUCUGAUUUGGAAUUCAGAAUAUAUAGGGAGUAGUGUUCUCAUCCGAUCUUAUACUACUAUUCAGAUGAUUAGGCAGUUGUGGGAAACAUGAGCUUUUCUCAAAAGCAGCAGCUGCUCUAGUUUUUAAAGUUUUUCAGAAUUUAGAAAGUGCUGGAUAAAAGGUCAUUACCUUGCUUAGUCACAAAUAGUUAAAGUUACCUAUGAUCUGCAGAAAUAAAUCUUUUUGGACAGAUUUCAGGUUCAUAAAUGAUGUUUCUAAUUAUAUAUGAGAAAAUAUUCUCAGUACAUUGUAUAUUUGAAUUGAGUGAGAUGGGAGUGUAGUUAAACUGCAAUGGACAAAAAAUCUCAGAAAUUAACAGUUGAUACUUGUUUCUUUAUAGACAAUAAUUUAACUUUUUGUUGGUGUCUGUUGAAGAUACAUACAUUGAACACGACUAUAAUUGUUUGUGUCUGUCUUUGAACUUAAUUGUAUUUGUGAUAAACUGUUUUUACAUACUUGUCAGUUUUUAUUUGUAUUUCUGUAUCUGUUUUUAUGAUGUAUUUUUUUUUUUCUUUUAUUGUACAAAAUUGUUUUAGCAACAACUUUCAAAGACUGCAUAAAAAUCAUUUAUAUUUAAAUAAGGAGUUUUUGCUUUUCAAAAAAUGGUAGUGGUUUUGAAAAAAAAAAUGUAUAAAUUUAGAAUAAUUCAAUUUUCUUAAACAGAAACUUCUUUGAAGGUAGGAAAUUAUUACUCGUCAUAUUGACAGUCUGUAAUGCUAGAAAGUUGGCAGUUACCUGUAGAAAAAAUAAUACAGGUGAAAUAUCCAGGAUGUUACUAGACCGCUGUUAACAGGAAAUGAUGAUCGAGUUGAAAUGAAAUACAGUAAUUACAAUAAUAUGCAGCAGAAAGGUAUGGAAAAAGUCAGUUCUGAUACUUAAUUCACUAUUAGGCGAAUUCUGUACACACGGUAUUGAAACUACCAGAAAUUUGUUGUGCUGUAACCUCCCUUACCCCUGGUAAAUUCUUCAGUUUAAAGUUUAGAUAUCAGUUUAUCAGAAUUUAAUUUUUUUCCUUUGUAAAACCAACACAAAGUUUCAAAUUAAGAAAUUAAUGUUAAUUCAGUAAUACAAAUAGAUUUGAAAGAAAUGUGUAAAAAAUCAAAGGCUGUAUAUGUGGGGCAAAUUUGAAUAAAUAAUAUAUGAGCCGUGCCAUGAGAAAACCAACAUAGUGGCUUUGCGACCAGCAUGGAUCCAGACCAGCCUGCGCAUCCGCGCAGUCUGGUCAGGAUCCAUGCUGUUCGCUAACAGUUUCUCCAAUUCCAACAGGCUUUAAAAGCGAACAGCAUGGAGCCUGACCAGACUGCGCGGAUGCGCAGGCUGGUCUGAAUCCAUGCUGGUCGCAAACCCACUAUGUUGGUUUUGUCAUGGCACGGCUCAUAUAUAGUUUAAAUUAUUUCAAAUCCUUGUACAUGUUGGUCUGUUUCAAGAAUAGCUAUACAUUUUGUUGAAAAGCAGAGUUUAUAGUUUCAGUAAAGAAGCAGCAGUCAGAAUAUAAAUGAACUAAUUGCUGCCAGUUAAGUGAUGUCAGAGGUUCAGCAGAAGUGUUGUACAUUGAUGGAAUACAGUAUGAAGAUAGUUUCAAGGUGUGCAGGAUAUCUUUUUUGCUAAAAACGAAUGAUAUAUACCUGUACCUGCAAAUGUAGAAGCGUUUUUGUGCAAUAAAAUGCUUGGAAUGAUCACCAGUAUGUCAAGUUUUAUGCCAGAUACAACUGUUUUUAUUAGAACUUUGUGUCACUUUCUGUCUUGUAAAUGUCAGUCUUUCUUUCUUCAACUUUCCUUCCAGUUCAGUCCUUUCUUUUAAAACAUUUGUAUAUGUUUUCAUUCAUUGACAUUUUAUAUCAUUGUUGGUAUGUCACAAAGCAGUGAAUAAUAAGUAUAUUGUGUAAUCAAAUUUUAUUUUUGAACAUAUAAUAAAUGUACUAUUAAAGAUAA